Messenger RNA from Saccostrea cuccullata (small rock oyster), 498 nucleotides. Its product is annotated as integumentary mucin C.1-like. Lineage: Eukaryota; Metazoa; Mollusca; Bivalvia; Ostreida; Ostreidae. The record is from RefSeq and is a predicted model, not a curated record. The transcript has 2 exons. The coding region runs from base 1 to 471 and encodes 156 amino acids.
AUGGAUCAUUUUGUUAAAUUAGCUACAACCACCACCUCGGUCCCGUGUGUGGACAACACCCCGGACCUCUGCAGUGCUCCAGGAGCAGACCUGGUCUUCUGCUCAGAUCCUGCGCGCGCAGUCAAAUACUGCCAAAAAACCUGUAAUAAAUGCGAUAUCCAUCUACAUCAAAACACGGCCGCACCAGUACGUUCUACAACUGCGACAACCACGACAACAACAACAACCACCACAACAACACCAACAACUACAACGACAACACCUACAACAACGACAACACCAACAACUACAACGACAACACAAACAACUACAACGACAACACAAACAACUACUACGUCACCACCCUGGCUGUGCGAGGACUACGACGUAGCCCACUGCGCUGAUCCGGAAGUCAAAUUGUUGGUGUGUCUGGAUAUUAAUUUGAAUUAUCUCUGUAGAAAAACGUGUGAUUUAUGUGAGCACAAAGGUUAAAUAAAUAAACUCAUAUUGUUUUCACUC